GCGCGGGCUCUCAUUAAGGAGACCCUGCCUGCGUAACGUCGAGGAAAGUCGCGACGGGCCAGACUGGCCACCUCGCUAAGCUUCGAGCUUCCGUUCUCUCACAUCGACCGCCAGGGCAUCAAGCCUUCCCAUUGUCCGCCAGAAACUGACGCAAUGGCGCCAGCAAAACCGUCGCCCGGAAAGGACACCUAUUCGGUGAUCCUGCCGACCUUCAAUGAGCGCCAGAACCUGCCCAUCAUCACCUGGCUGCUCAACCGUACCUUUACCGAGAACAAUCUCGACUGGGAACUCGUGAUCGUCGACGACGGCUCGCCCGACGGCACGCAGGACGUGGCGCGGCAGCUGGUCAAGGCGUACGCGCCGCACGUGCAGCUGCAGACGCGGUCGGGCAAGCUGGGGCUGGGCACGGCGUACGUGCACGGGCUGCAGUUCGCGCGCGGCAACUACAUCGUCAUCAUGGACGCCGACUUCAGCCACCACCCCAAGUUCAUCCCGCGCAUGAUCGCCAAGCAGAGGGCGCACGACUACGACAUCGUCACGGGCACGCGCUACGCCGGCGACGGCGGCGUCUACGGCUGGGACCUCAAGCGCAAGCUGACCAGCAAGGGCGCCAACAUCUUCGCCGACACCGUGCUGCGCCCCGGCGUGAGCGACCUGACCGGCAGCUUCCGGCUGUACAAGCGGGCCGUGCUGGAGAAGUUGUUCGAGUGCACGGAUGCGCGGGGCUUCACGAUGCAGAUGGCACUGGCGGUCACGGCCAAGGCCAAGGGCUACAGCAUCGGGGAGGUGCCCAUCUCGUUUGUCGACCGGGUGUACGGAGACAGCAAGUUGGGCGGGGAGGAGAUCGUGGAGUACGCGAAGGGGGUGCUGCAGCUUUGGUGGUCGAUCUGAGGUCAAAUAUUUAAUCCUGGGAGAUACCAAUGGCGGGAAAACGAGAUUUUGCUGUACGAGUAGCGGCCGGGAUGGAGAACUUGGGCUUGCAUGGCGUUGUGUUUGUGCGGUUGUUAGAUGCGAAACAGAUUGGUUGUCCAACCUAUCCCCCCCCCUCCUCCUCCUCAUCCCUUUCUCUCAAGGGACGCACGUCUACUUGUUCUAAAUGUUCCUCCCUCCCGUGACGCUAAUCGUCUGGCCAGAGAUGUACGAACUCAACGGCGACGCAAUGGCCAACACGGCGCUCGCAGCCUCGGUUGCCGUCCCGGGCCUCCGCAGCGGGAUAUCCGCAAACGGCACCGCCCCGGGGGGUGUCUUCUUCUGCUUCUCGGGGAUCCCCAGCGCGACCUUCUGCCCGUCGACCUCGACGAACGCGCCGGCCUCCUUGUUCGCCGUCAGGCGGGUCUCGAUGUGGCCGAAGGCGACCGUGUUCGCGCGGACGCCGAACGCGGGGCCCCACUCCUUGGCGAUGGUCUUGGUCAGCCCCACGACGCCCGCCUUGGCCAUGGCGUAGUUCAGCUGGCCGGCGUUGCCGUGCAGGCCCGACGUCGACGAGAUGUUGACGAUGUUCCGCGGCUCGCCGUCCCGGACGCGGAAGUAUGGCGCCGCCUCGCGGAUGAGCUUGAAGGGCACUGUGCCGUGCAUGGCCAGCAUGGUGUCCCAUUGCUUGUCCGUCAUCUGCGAGCUGUAAGGAUGGGGGUUUUGUGGUCGAAAGUGUGUGGGAA
Thermothielavioides terrestris NRRL 8126 is the source of this 1655-nucleotide messenger RNA. RefSeq names its product glycosyltransferase family 2 protein. Lineage: Eukaryota; Fungi; Ascomycota; Sordariomycetes; Sordariales; Chaetomiaceae. Gene Ontology annotation, cellular component: endoplasmic reticulum membrane. Bases 154 to 891 code for a protein of 245 amino acids. Gene Ontology annotation, molecular function: dolichyl-phosphate beta-D-mannosyltransferase activity. The transcript is spliced from 2 exons. The record is from RefSeq and is a predicted model, not a curated record. Gene Ontology annotation, biological process: GPI anchor biosynthetic process; protein O-linked glycosylation via mannose.